Molecule: messenger RNA, 537 nt
Organism: Acanthosepion pharaonis
Lineage: Eukaryota; Metazoa; Mollusca; Cephalopoda; Sepiida; Sepiidae
Source: the annotation of a GenBank genome assembly
AUGUCUUUCUUUUGUCUUUUUUAUAUUUUCUUUCUUUCCUUUCUUCUUUCUUUUUGUAUUUAUUUUCUUGUUUUAAUUCUUUUAAUUUUUCUUCAGCAUUCAAUUAUUUUCAAGGCUUUCUUUUCUGUCUCCGUUCUUCUGACAUAUCAGGAAUUUUAUUCACAUUUUUUGAAUUAUUUCCGUUCUAAUCCUUUCUUCCUUUUCGUUCUCUUUUUCUUUUCUCUGCUUUUUCCUUCUUCCUUUUCGUUCUCUUUUUCUUUUCUCUUCUUUUUCCUUCUUCCUUUUUGUUCUUUUUCUUUUCUCUUCUUUUUCGUUCUUCCUUUUCAUUCUCUUUUUCUUUUCUCUUCUUUUUCCUUCUUCCUUUUUGUUCUUUUUCUUUUCUCUACUUUUUCCUUCUUCCUUUUCGUUCUCUUUUUCUUUUCUCUUUUUUUUUCCUUCUUCCUUUUUGUUCUUUUUCUUUUCUCUUCUUUUUCCUUCUUCCUUUUUGUUCUUUUUCUUUUCUCUUCUUUUUCCUUCUUUCUUUUCAUUCUUUUUUAA